GGAGUUCAGCGGAACAACCAACAUAACAGAGACCGAAGCUUUUGGUCUAGCAGUAGCACUCAGCAUGCAGCAGAGCUCAGAGAGCCGCUGCAUUAGGAAGGAGGUUCGAAUGAAUUCCAGGCCGACAGACAAGGGGUUCCGCUCUCCGCGUGACCGCCCGACGCUCCGCUCAUACCGACAGGAACCAAAAUCAACCCACAAGUCACAACUAGCUAUCUCGAACAGCAAUCACACCUCUAGCCUCUCUAGAUAUACCACUGACAUCAUUAUGGUAAAAUAAAGAUAAGGCUAAACAAUUACAAGGUCAUGAACUUACAAAUAAUUACUGUUCGACCAGUUUCCUCCCACUAAUUUCCGAUCGAAUCACAAGCAGCAGUCAGUGCAGAAUCUUCGAUCGGAUCGGACAUCGACUGCAAACUCAACUUCAAGAUGGCGACUCUUCUGUGGAAACAGGCAGCAUUGAUGAUAGCUUGCAAAUGGACCCCAUCUUGUAUGUGCGUGCGGACAAUGAAGUCUGUCAACACAAGGAAGAAAAAGCCUAUGCACAUCAUGCGGGCCAAGCUAAUGGCACUGACAGAACGCAAGGAAAGGCCAGACCCAAGGUCUCUUGCUGAGCAGUGCAGCAUGAGGAAGAGUAUCAGGGAACCAGAACAAGAUAAGCCCCAUCUUGUUCGGGAGUUCUAUGCUAGACUUUGUCGACAGGUCUUUGCUUCCAGUAAGCUAAUUGCAGUCUUUCACUCUGAGGGAUUAUCAGUUGGAGAACAGAAUGACAUCAAACGAAGAUUGCGAAAGAAUAACAUUUUAGUAAAGGUGUAUGGUAACAGUAUAGUACAAGAAGCAAUCAGUGGCACUGAUCUGGAGAAUAUGAGACCUCUCUUUGUAGGCCCCUCUAUCAUUGCUGUAAGUGAGGAACUUCCUGUGAAAGAACUACUCAAAGCUACCAGGAGAAUACCAAAGCUUCAUCUUCUAGGUGGUAGAAUAGGGGACCAACUGAUGUCACCUAAAGGCAUGGAAGACUACUCCAAGUUACCUUCCCUAGAGAUCCUACAGGGGCAGUUUGCUGGUCUUCUCACUUCUUCCCUGAGUCAAACAUACUCCCUCCUCCAGGCCAAUCAACAGAGGCUGACCAUGAAUCUUGAUCAGCUGGUGAAGCAGGGAGGGGACUCGGGAGAUGGCACUGCAGAGGACAGAUGAUGAUGGGGGUUCCUAGAGUAGAUGUAGAGUUACGUAGAUGAUAUAAACACCAGUCCAUCUGUUGUGAGCCACAAAUACAUGAAAUUGUGAUAAGCAUUGGAAAUGGGAGCCUGAACUUUGAGAAUUCUAGCCAGAAAAAUUAGUUCACACGUUUCCAUCAAGAAGGCAGUUUUAUUCUGCAAAAGAAUGCUUGUGGCAUGUAUAUGGAAACUGGAACCAGACUAAUUUUGUUCACUUCAUCUCGAUUUGUAUUGUUAAAACCAAAAGCAAAUGCCCAAGCACAAGCAAAUGCUUACAUAAUUAUCCUUGCCCUUGCAGCCCCAAAGUAUGUAAUAGCUUGCAAUUCGAUAUAUGCCCUUUGUUACUAAAAUCUUCAAAUCCAAAAUACAACCGUUUCAUGGUAAUGAAUAGAGCUAAUAUACUCUGCAAUUGAAUACAUUUUGUGUAAAAACCAUGCACACAAAUUUGUGCUUAUUAUCCUAAUUAUCAUUAACAAAAGCAUUUACUUCACUUUUACCUUUGCUCUGAAGUUAGUUUUUGCUUAUGGUUUUGACAAUAGCAGUCACCCCGAUGUGAACAUGAUAAAAUGCAACUGACAAGCAACUGCUUUUUAAUAUGCAUCAUGAUUCAAGCAACAGGGGGGGGGGUGGCCUAGAAAAGCAAUUGCUGCUUAUUAUGCAGUUAGCCCAAUUGAUAGUAUUCUAGAUGUUAGCUUCAGUUAAAGUCCAGAGAAAACAAAAUUAUUGGACUACACUUAUUAUUGGAAUGUGCAGUCUCUUCUUAACUCAAAUUUAAUGACAAAUAUUACAAGUAAGUACCACAUAAUGAUUGACUUAGCUUGAUUUAGUACUCAGAUCAUCUUUUUCUUCACAUUUAAAUUUUCUUUUGUUGUAGUAUUACUCUGGAGGAUCAAAGUGUUUACCUUGUAUAAUGAGUUGGCAACAACCACUCAAUGAAGGUGUGGUCAGACUUAGAGCAAUGUUAUGAGAAUACCAACCAAUCUAUUUUCUUUUGCAAUAUCCUGUUUGGUUAUGAAUGAAAAUGGAAUGGUUUUAAUGAUUGUCCUCUCAUUCUGAUAAGAGUGCAUCAAGACCAGACUGAAUAUUGCAUGAAGCACAUUACAAACUAUCACUAUGCUCGAUUUGAAUCAUUAUGAGAAAAUACAUUUAAUUAAAGUUAUGUAUCUUUUGUACAUAUGAGUAAUAAAGAGAAAGAACAAAAAUA
This is a messenger RNA of Lytechinus pictus (painted urchin), 2418 nucleotides long. Its product is annotated as large ribosomal subunit protein uL10m-like. The coding region runs from base 430 to 1194 and encodes 254 amino acids. Gene Ontology annotation, cellular component: mitochondrial large ribosomal subunit. Gene Ontology annotation, molecular function: structural constituent of ribosome. Gene Ontology annotation, biological process: translation. The transcript is spliced from 5 exons. NCBI's taxonomy places the organism in Eukaryota, Metazoa, Echinodermata, Echinoidea, Temnopleuroida, Toxopneustidae. The record is from RefSeq and is a predicted model, not a curated record.